Molecule: messenger RNA, 3489 nt
Organism: Panthera uncia (snow leopard)
Lineage: Eukaryota; Metazoa; Chordata; Mammalia; Carnivora; Felidae
Product: brefeldin A-inhibited guanine nucleotide-exchange protein 3-like
Exons: 12
Coding region: 3-2021 (672 amino acids)
Source: RefSeq, a predicted model, not a curated record
UGAUGCACUCUCCCGGAUUCGAUGGGAGCGGCAGCCUCAGCUUGCAGAUGCUGAUGAACGCCGACAGCCUGUACACGGCCGCACACUGCGCCCUGCUGCUCAACCUGAAGCUCUCCCACGGCGACUACUACCGGAAGCGGCCCACCCUGGCACCGGGCAUGAUAAAGGAGUUCAUGAAGCAGGUGCAGACCAGCGGGGUGCUGAUGGUUUUCUCCCAGGCCUGGAUCGAGGAACUCUACCAUCAGGUGCUCGACAGGAACAUGCUCGGAGAAGCUGGCUACUGGGGCAGCCCAGAGGAUAACAGCCUUCCCCUCAUCACCAUGCUGACCGACAUUGAUGGCUUAGAGAGCAGUGCGAUUGGGGGCCAGCUGAUGGCUUCAGCUUCUACGGAGUCUCCUUUCACCCAGGGCAGGAGAAUUGAUGACUCCACAGUGGCAGGUGUGGCGUUUGCUCGCUAUAUUCUGGUGGGCUGCUGGAAGAACUUGAUCGAUACUUUGUCAACCCCCCUGACUGGCCGAAUGGCAGGAAGCUCCAAAGGGUUGGCCUUCAUUCUGGGAGCUGAAGGCGUCAAAGAGCAGAACCAAAAGGAACGUGAUGCCAUCUGCAUGAGCCUCGACGGGCUGCGGAAAGCAGCGCGGCUGAGCUGUGCUCUAGGAGUUGCAGCUAACUGCGCCUCGGCCCUUGCCCAGAUGGCAGCUGCUUCCUGUGUCCAGGAAGAAAAAGAGGAGAAGGAAGUCCAGGAGCCCAGUGAUGCCAUAGCACAAGUGAAACUCAAAGUGGAGCAGAAGCUGGAGCAGAUCGGGAAGCUACAGGGGGUCUGGCUGCACACAGCCCACGUCUUGUGCAUGGAUGCCAUCCUCAGCGUAGGCCUGGAGAUGGGGAGCCACAACCCGGACUGCUGGCCACACGUGUUCAGGGUCUGCGAGUACGUGGGCACGUUAGAACACACCCAUUUCAGCGCCGGCACCCCUCAGCCCCCUCUGACCAUCAGCCAACCCCAGAGGGCGCCAGGGGACUCUGGACUCCUUGGCGACCCAGAGCGUGAGGACUCGGCUGCAGAGCAGAACCUGGAGCCCGAGAGCUCCCUGAGCGCGGCCCCUGUCAUCCAGCCCCUCUCCAUCCAAGAGCUGGUCAGGGAAGGCAGCCGAGGCCGGGCCUCCGACUUCCGCGGGGGCGGCCUCAUGACAGGGAGCAGUGCCGCCAAGGCCGUGCUCACACUGUCCACCCAGGCCGACAGGCUCUUUGAAGAUGCUACGGAUAAGUUGAACCUCACAGCUUUGGGAGGGUUCCUUUAUCAGCUGAAGAAAGCAUCGCAGUCCCAGCUCUUCCAUUCUGUCACGGACACAGUCGAUUACUCUCUGGCAAUGCCAGGAGAAGUUAAAUCCACCCAAGACCGGAAAAGUGCCCUGCACCUGUUCCGCCUUGGGGAUGCCAUGCUGAGGAUCGUGCGGAGCAAAUCGCGCCCGCUGCUCCACGUGAUGCGCUGCUGGAGCCUGGUGGCCCCGCACCUGGUGGAGGCUGCCUGCCAUAAGGAAAGACAUGUGUCUCAGAAGGCUGUUUCCUUCAUCCACGACAUACUGACGGAGGUCCUCACCGACUGGAACGAGCCGCCCCAUUUUCACUUCAACGAAGCCCUCUUCCGGCCUUUUGAGCGCAUCAUGCAACUGGAGUUGUGCGACGAGGACGUCCAGGACCAGGUCGUCACAUCCAUCGGCGAGCUGGUUGAAGUGUGUUCCACCCAGAUCCAGUCAGGAUGGAGGUCCUUGUUCAGUGCCCUGGAAACGGUGCACAGUGGGAACAAGUCUGAAGUGAAGGAGUAUCUGGUCGGUGAUUACUCCAUGGGAAAAGGCCAAGCUCCAGUGUUUGAUGUAUUUGAAGCUUUUCUCAAUACCGACAACAUCCAGGUCUUCGCCAAUGCAGCCACGAGUUACAUCAUGUGCCUUAUGAAGUUUGUCAAAGGACUGGGUAAGUGGGGUCUUCUUUCCAUGCCUCGUGACAGCUGGGGGCCCCGUCCUGGAUGACUUUGUGUGGAAGGGCCCGGAGACAGGCCCAAGAACAAGCUUGGCAACAAGCAAGCAAGCAAGCCUGGGCGAGAUGCAGAUGGCAGUGUGCUGUCUACUCAGGAGCAGAAAGCUUACUGUGAAAGCAGCUUGGAUUCUGUCCAGGGUUGCUGUCAUUCAUCGUGUUCACGGGACACUCUUGUAGCACGUUUUCAAUCUAUGUGUUAUUUUGCGCCAACUUCUUUUUGAGUCUCAGAAUAUUCGGUACUGUAUUCAGUAACUGCCCCGAUGCGGGAACUACGAUCCUCGAUGUCCCAUAAUUGGCGGCCUCUGCCUGAGUUCCCAGCUCCUCCUAAAAAGAAAAAAAAAAAAAAAAAAAAUCAAGCACGCCUUCCCCUAGGCCUUGUUAAUCAUAAAAUUUCUCUGGAAUGUCAAAGUCCCCCUUCUCUGAGGCCUUGUGGGUGUCAGAGUCUACUAAGUUGAUUUUCUGCUUAAUUUAGCAAUACUUUAACAAAGUAGAGUCCUGCUAUACCACACGACCUGCUGUAGCAGGUUUCUAUAAAGCGCAAGCUACCUGGGAUGAGAGGGGAGGGCAGUUAGUUUCUGCCAGCAGUUCCUAAAACCAGAAAUUUUAGAAGGAACUUAAAUCUUAAAGUUUUGAGAACUUCGCCCUGGAGUGCUCUGAGACAUGGAGGCUAAGAACAAUUUAAAUAAGGGCAAUAUAAAGUUCAUAAUAUAUAUAUUUUUUUAAUUUUUGCUAAAUAAUUGACAAUUCCUUUGCAAAAGAAAACUGGACACAGAGAAACGAGGUGACUUCACUCACGCUCCCUUUUUUUUUAGGGACCAGGAACAAAAUGCAAGUUUCAGGAUAGCGCCUGAAGGCAACAAGUCUGAUCUGUAGACCAUUGUUGUUGUAGUCUAUUAUUUAUCAUAUAUGCUUUAUUCUAUUAUUAUGUACACCCUGGGAAACAGAGGACUGAGCGGAAGGGUAACCAUCGCAGCCGCUUGCUUCUUGAUGUUACAAAUUGGGCUUCUGUUCUCACGGAGUUGAGGUGUGCUCCCCUCCCAGCAUGUAGAUGUGCUCACGAACCCAGAAGAUCUCGGAACCCCAUGCUUUGGGGAUUUUUACGGAGGCUUCAUCACGUAGGCAUGAUAGAUCUUUAACUCUGUUUAGGAGUUAGGAAGGGGAUGUUCUAGUCAUGGCUUGAUCUUUCUGGUGACCAGUCCACACCCAGGAGCCCACCGGCUGUUGCCUCAAUCAGAACAAUAGAUAUUCCUACCAUCCAGGAAAUUCCAAGGCUGUAGGAGCUCUGUGUCAGGAAUUGGAGUCAAAGACCAAAUAUCAGAACAAAAGAUGCUUCUAGUACUCUUGUCGCUUGGGAAGUGACAAAGGUUUUAGGAGCGAUGUGCCAGGAACCGGGAGCAGAGACCAGUAUAUGUGUUUGCUAUUAUAUCACAGUCUUAUAUUUCAUUGAAGAGUCAUAAUGUC